Lactuca virosa is the source of this 1008-nucleotide messenger RNA. NCBI's taxonomy places the organism in Eukaryota, Viridiplantae, Streptophyta, Magnoliopsida, Asterales, Asteraceae. The record is from the annotation of a GenBank genome assembly.
AGGCUUAUUUCCACCGGCGAUAAGAAAUGGCUUCAUUGUCCUUCACAAAAAUCUUUAUCUUGUUCUUGAUUACUUUGCUGUUCUCGAUAUCAAAUGCCGACUUUUCUCCACCAUACAAACUCGUUGACAAAGUUUGUAACAAACUAGAAGACACCGAUGUCUGCUUUCAGAUCCUUGAAUCUGAUGACAGGAGCAAGUUUGCAGAAAAUAUAACUAUCCUUACAACUAUCGCAGUCAAUCAGACAAUCAGACAUGCAAACGCAUUACGAAAUGAACUCCGUGAAUUGAAAACCGGUUCUCCUGUGGACAAUGUUAAACGUUGUCAAAGGAUUGUGGAUUCAAAUGGGGCACAUGGAUCCUUUAUGACAACAGGCAAUAGUGUCACUGUUGAUCUUUAUCUUGAUUUUUUCCGUUUUCUGCAUUCCAACAACAUGAACAUAUCUGGGACGGAUCUUGAUUCUUAAGUUAUCGACCCAGAAAUGACGAAUAUCUGAUUUGGAAACUUUGAUUCUUUCUAACUAGUCGAUGCUCCCUUUCUCCUCCUACAUUUUGGUGGUAUUAGAUUUACCAAUAUUCACAAAGAAUCGUAUUUUUGCAAGUGGGUGGGUCUACCAUUCCCCUUCCAGUGUAUCACUCUCGAUGCCAACCUUCUCUUAUGUUUUUCCAGAUGUAGUGGUUAAUUUUCCAGAGUUUUCUUGAGAACAAUCAAUAGAAACGACCAGCAGACAGAGGGAGUGUGGACAUAGCAGGGAAUGAGGGAGGGGUAUAUUGGUCAUUUUGAAGAAAACAAUGAAUUGGUGUGCAUAUGACUGUAUAUGUGUGUUGAUGUAGCAGAGUAGUAUGACAAAGUCUUCAAGUUUUCUAUCUCACAUUCUUCUGUGAAGAAGGGAGACAAUUUCUUAGGCGUCUGAAACAAAAAAUAUGUAUAACUAGGAUUUUUACUUUUAUGUUCAAGUUAUUUGUUUAAAUAUAUCAUUUGUUCAUAUUCAAUGAAUCUUCCAUGACGUA